Molecule: messenger RNA, 7141 nt
Organism: Vicugna pacos (alpaca)
Lineage: Eukaryota; Metazoa; Chordata; Mammalia; Artiodactyla; Camelidae
Gene: SETD7
Product: SET domain containing 7, histone lysine methyltransferase
Biological process (GO): peptidyl-lysine monomethylation; regulation of DNA-templated transcription; heterochromatin organization
Cellular component (GO): nucleus; chromosome
Molecular function (GO): chromatin binding; histone H3K4 monomethyltransferase activity; protein binding
Source: RefSeq, a predicted model, not a curated record
GCGGGCAUUGCACGCGGACUUCCAAGUGGCCCCUGGCACAGCUGGAAGUCGGGAGUUCUGAGCCCCCAGAGAGCUGGUACCCGGGGGUCCCAAGUGCCCGUGAGGAGUCCGCGGCGCCCAGGACCGCGUGGCGCGUUGGAGCGCACCAAGCGGCGCAGAAGCAAAAGAUAAACCCUGAUGGGCCCGGGAGCUGGUGGGCUGGGGUGCAGAGUCAGCGCGCACCCGGAGCGCCUUUCGUUUUAAGGAGCCUUACUUCUGGGAAGGGACAGGGAACUGUCAAUCAGCGAGGGAGGGAGCGCACCGGCGCUGGGUGAUGUCAGCGGAUCAGCUGCUCCAUAACAAAGACGGGGUAUUACAGGAGAAAGUUGCAGCGGCGGCGGCGGCCACGGCGUCACCCCGGAGCCUCGGAGGCGAGGGGGUUCAGCCCCAGCGCUCGCUCAGCCGCCUGGAGCACCCGGAGGGACGGGAGGCAGCCGCGCGGCCCCGAGCUGGGCAGGGUCCCCAGCCGCCAUGGAUAGCGACGACGAAAUGGUGGAGGAGGCGGUAGAAGGGCACCUGGACGAUGACGGAUUACCACACGGCUUCUGCACCGUCACCUACUCCUCCACUGACAGAUUUGAGGGCAACUUUGUUCAUGGAGAAAAGAAUGGACGGGGGAAGUUCUUCUUCUUCGAUGGCAGCACCCUGGAGGGAUAUUAUGUGGACGAUGCCCUGCAGGGCCAAGGAGUUUACACUUAUGAGGAUGGAGGAGUUCUCCAGGGCACGUAUGUAGAUGGAGAGCUGAAUGGACCGGCCCAGGAGUACGACACAGAUGGGAGACUGAUCUUCAAGGGACAAUAUAAAGAUAACAUUCGGCAUGGAGUGUGCUGGAUAUAUUACCCAGAUGGAGGCAGCCUUGUAGGAGAAGUAAAUGAAGAUGGGGAGAUGACGGGAGAGAAGAUCGCCUAUGUGUACCCCGAUGAGAGGACUGCCCUGUAUGGAAAAUUCAUUGAUGGAGAGAUGAUAGAAGGGAAACUGGCUACUCUCACGUCCACUGAAGAAGGAAGACCUCACUUUGAACUGAUGCCUGGAAGUUCGGUGUACCAUUUUGAUAAGUCAACUUCAUCUUGCAUUUCUGCCAAUGCUCUUCUUCCAGAUCCGUAUGAAGCAGAGAGGGUUUAUGUUGCUGACUCUCUCAUUUCCAGUGCUGGAGAAGGACUGUUUUCAAAGGUAGCCAUGGGACCUAAUACUGUUAUGUCUUUUUAUAAUGGAGUCCGAAUUACACACCAAGAGGUUGACAGCAGGGACUGGGCUCUCAACGGGAACACCCUCUCCCUUGAUGAAGAAACGGUCAUUGACGUGCCUGAGCCCUACAACCAUGUAUCCAAGUACUGUGCCUCCUUGGGACACAAGGCCAAUCACUCCUUCACUCCAAACUGCAUCUACGACCUGUUUGUCCACCCCCGCUUUGGGCCCAUCAAAUGCAUCCGCACCCUGCGAGCUGUGGAGGCCAACGAGGAACUCACCGUUGCCUACGGCUACGACCACAGCCCCCCAGGGAAGAGUGGGCCUGAGGCCCCCGAGUGGUACCAGGUGGAGCUGAAGGCCUUCCAGGCCACCCAGCAGAAGUGAAAGGCCUGGCUCUGGGCUUCAGAGACCUGGAAUGGAAACUUGGAUCUAUGCACUACGUUCAUCCGACAACGGGACAACCAGGGACUGCUCAUGCUGUGACAUCACAUCCUCUCACUCUGCGUUCGCAACGACUUUCUCGAAUACUAACUAGGUUUGACUGUAUUACUCAUACCAGAUUUAAAAUUAGCUAGCCUCGCAACGACGCCCUACUGAGAGGUAUUGUCGAACACUUGACAUCAGACAGCGUGAUGUUCUUGGGUGGUUCAAGUCUAAAUCUGUACCACGUUCAGAGAUGCCAAAUGAUUAGACUGAAAAAGGGAAAAGGGGGUUUUUCAGUCAUUUUUAGUCAGUGGUUUUUCCAUGAGGUUUAUUUCUAUGGCCAAUGCAAACCGUGUUAUCACGCUUGCAUACGCGCCAUCUGGAGGAGAGAGAAUUACUACAUUUUUAUUCUCUAAAUGUAGUAUAAUUUGCCUUUUAACCUUUGAUCUGUAUCUUGCAAUAGAAUGGCUUUGUUUUCUCCCUAGCAAACAGAACCCCACUUUUUUGAGUCACUUCACCCCUUAGUCCUCUAUCUUAGAUAUCUUUCACAAGAGAAAGCUUCCAAACAGACCUCGUGUCAGUGCCAGUGUGUAGGUCUCUCUGGCUCUCUCUAUAUCACUGUUUCACUAUUAUGUCCUGAUAUAAAGACCUGGCUCAUAGGGCCGGGCUAUUAUUAUAGAAUUAUUAUUCUCGCAUGUAAACAAAGAUAUCUUUGCUUUAAGAUGUGAGAAGAAAUGAAUUUACUUUGUUUGCAUUAAGUUAUGGAAGAGUUGUAAUAUAUACUUUAAGAAAGAAGAGAGGGAAAUUAGUAUUUCUAAGCAGUAACUGUGGCAAUUUUGCAAUAUCUUUAAUAGUGCUAGUUUUUUUUUUUCUCCUUGAGUACACAUUAAAUGUACAUAACCUAGAGCAGUCUGGCUGGUAGCACAGUGAAUUGAAUUCAAAAGUCAAAUAGCAAACUUGAAUUCUCAAACAGAAUUCAAAUGUUCGUUGUUUUUUAUUUUAAUCGCUACUGUUAAGAGAGACAUACUGAUCACUAGGUACAAAGCAAACCUUAACGCUAAAACUCUUCAUCAUUGUAAUUUCAAAGCACCUACCUGCUUCAAAGCCUCGUGAAUUAAAAAUAACACCUGUAUAGUUUAAAAGCAGCGGUAUCAAUAGCAUUUCAGCCAUUUUGCUAGCCAUGUGUAAUCACAACCGCAGAAAUAAGGAGAAAAUCCCUGUUUUUUAGUUUAGCUAACUAGGUAUGUAACAUAACUGGGAUUGCUCUGAAUGAAUUCUGAGAAUUUGGGGGUUUUGUAAGCGCCCUCACCACAAGCCAUAGCUACGUCUUCUUGAGAUGCCUCUCGGAGGUGGGGGGAGGGGUCUGGAAAGCAGCACUUACACUGACCUGCAGCUGUCCGCAGGGGCAUCUGUCACCAAGUCAGUUUGGUCUUGAAAGCUGAAGCCUUCCACACUGUAGUGAUAAUGGCCGAGUAGGGAAGGCCUGCUGGGAGCAGAAGGGAAAAGAAAAGGGCAAGAGGAAGUUUGCAUUUCAUGUCAGUUACACGUCACUCUGAGGAAGAACUUAACAAAAGUACUUGACCUGGGGCUGCUCACAACUUUCAGUUCUGACAGCUUCUAGGCACAGGAUUCAGCCCUCAAAACAGUGACAGAAGUGGUCCUUUCCCUCUAUGAGCUCCCCAGUCCCCAGCAGUGCAGGCAGCUAGGGGGUGGUGAUUUCAGGGAGAUGAGAAGUUAUGAGGGCUGCCGGAAAGAUCUUCCAUGAAGAGAACUGAUUAGAGUUUUCAGAUGAAAGGGCACCAGGAUAGGAUCGCUUCUAUUCUGUAGGAAGAGACCGUUCCAGAAACUGUGACAGACGGGCAGAGUCUUGGGACUUGUGUUCUGAUAGGUGCUUUACUUCAAACAAGUCCCACAGUGAGUGACCGUCUUUGGGAUGGAACGAUGGCUGUGAUUCACCCCAGUCAGUUGGGUCAUGGAGCCAGGUCAGGGAGUCGGGGGGCGCAGGUCACACCUCGGAUGCAGCUAAACUCCCAAGGAUUUUCUGCCUGAGGCGAUAUUGUGCUGUGGAGGCUGAGGCUGCUGUGGGGUGUAAUAUCUAUCCCAAGGGGCUACUCACUCACCCCAUUCAAAUGGAAUUCUUUCUUUCUUUCUUUCUUUUUUUGAUAAAAGUCAUUUAAGAGUUGUCAAUGAAUCCAUUUUACAAAGGAGAUAGUGAACGGUAACUCUCUGGGUUUAAAACCGGGCAGUGUGUGUCUGUGAGGUUCAGACAAAUCAGAGGAAGCAAUACACCCAAGAUGACCCACCCCCAUCCUUCCUGCACUCUUCCUUGUCCUUCUGGCUCUUGUGUCUUCCACCGACCCUUCCUCUUUCUCUUCUGUCUGUGAGGAUGCCUGGUGUUCCUGUAUAACCACCUGCCAGCUGGCCCCUUCCUCUCUCCCUCCCCUCCUGCUGGUCUCUCCGGCUCUGUGUGUGUCCCUUGGACCCUCUCUCUUGCACCCUCUGCAGGUACCUCUCUCCAUCACUCUGCGUCCAUAUCUGGCUCUGCUGUUCCCGUCCCCUUGUCUCUCUCUCACACACACACACACUCCCAGAUGUAAGGCUUUGUCACAGGUUGGGCUCAGAAGGGGGCCUUGAGAUUCACUGUGCUCUGUCGGUAGGUAGGUAAAACAGUCGAGGGGGUUGGGGUCCCAAAAGGAAUUAACUGGUGAGGAAAUAAGGCUCUGUUCCCUGUGUGAGCCAAAGUCUGACUGGGGGAAACCUGGGGAUGUGUUUUUCUACUGACUCUGGACAUCUGCCAUGGAAGAAAUUAUGUCAGGAAGCAGGUAGUUUCAUCAGCAUCGUAACAGAAAUGUGGACGAUUCCAUGUGGUGGGGAAUAAAGAAGGAACUGUAUGCUCGCCCCCAAAACGGCUGGGGCCGAGGAGGGCAUACGAUGCCAUGGUCUCAGGAGAUUCACUCAGAGCCGUCUCAGUCCAGCUCCUGCAUGACUAGCUCUUUCCUUAGCUGCUUUUCUAUGACAAAAUAUUAUCUUGUGUUAGAGUUAGGAAUAGGAACUAAUCUGUAGGAGUAUGUCCACAAAUGGGCAUCUGAAUGGACUCACAAAUAAACAACUGUAAGGACUGAAUUUCCAACACAAAGGAUGAUGAGAUUAAAAAAGCAACAGGCAAGGAAGACUUGAGUUUCGCAGGACCUGUUCUUAUUUUAACCUGCUUCAUCCCUGGUCUGCCCGAGAAACUGAGAAGGAAACCAGUUGUUCAAGACCUCUUUGAACUUGACUGGGGCUGUAGUUAAACUGAUUUGCCCUCUGGGGGUUCUUCACACUUGAAAAAUAAUUUCCUUGUCACCAACAACCUGAAAAGGCCAAAGUGGAGGCCAAGUAUAACCAUUUACAACAUUUAACUGUAACAAGUGAAACUGCAGUGACUGUGAACAGUGAAUUCAAGGCUUGUCUUCUCAGUGAGUCAGUAUGUGGCACUUGAGUAAAUUUCCUUUAAUAUAUGAAAUUUUAAAUCACUCACUGCAAAAUGCAUUUAAGAUCUUCCAGGAAAGGUAUCGUUUUCUGUUUUGCUUUGUUUGAAGACAGUUGCCUCAAGUUUCUGUCUUAAGAGUAGUGAUUUAGAAUCCAGACAUCUUUUGUUUUAGAAAAACAAGCAAAAACCAUGUUGCAAGACUGAUAGUUGUCAUGUUUAGUUGCCACAGAUCAAAGGUUCACAAAAUAUAUUAAAUUUACAUCUACUUGAGAUAACUUGAUAGAUUGGUUUUUUUUUCCCCCUUUGAUCUUUCCCUUCAGGAAUUUGAAGCUUCGGUGUCCAUUUUGAUUUUAAAAAUACUAAAUUGUAAUGGUUUUAUUUUGCCAAGUGUGUGCAGACAUAUUCAAAGCAAUGACACUAUUUCAAGCCAUACAACUACAGGGAUGGAAACCCUUUUCACAAAUUUUAAUGUGUUUGUAUGUAAAUAGAUGUUUGUAUGAAAUAUUUUCAUGGUAGAAUGAAUAUAUUUAAAUGAAGUUGAAUUAUUCCAGUGCUAUUUAAACAAAUUACAAAAUUUUUUUGGUGAGAAUUAUCUGAGUCUAUUGAGAUAGAACGCAGAUCAACUUUGAUUUUUACAAAAUCAAAAGCCUACAGAUAACUCUGACUCAUGGCAACUUCCCCGUGUUGUUGCACCUGACGUGGAGAGAGCUCGUAGGCUUCCCCAGUGCCUCAGCCGCUUCCUGGUGGAAGUUAGGUGCUCGUGGAGGUGUGUCACCACCUUUAGUGACAUCACUCCAGGCCUCUGGGGGCCUGUGAGUGACUCAGAGGCAUUAGAGACACCGGUGCAGUUAUCCGGAGCACAAUUUCUUUGCAGGGCAGCAGAAUCAGAAGCCAGACGUGGCCGUGUGAACCUCAGAACUGGGUUUCCUGGCCACCAUCCACCGCCACCCUUACUGCCUAGUCUCACACGGCAGGGAGGCUGCCCUCAGUGGAGUUGGGGUUCAGACCCCAGGGUGGGACUUCACGGUUUUGCCAGCAGUCCCUGCCUCCUGGCCUCCACCUCGCAGAGAGGACGGAGGAGGGUGCUGCUGGCCGGGGGCCCAUUUCUCAGCACAGUACACUUCCUGUCUCAGCUCUGGGAGACUAUGCACCCAAGCACCCAACUUCCAACCAGAGAGAGACAUCCUUGGAUAAUGCAGAUCCCUGCUUCCUCUGUCUGUGACUUUACACAUCAUUGUUAGAAGUCGUUUUAACAUCAAGACCAAUCACAUCCCUAGGACAUACCUCCCAACUCCCCUGACUCUUACUGGAACACUCCUUUACAAUGAUAUUCAACUUGAGUGGGUUUUUUUUUUCCACUUCGGUCCUGGAUAUAGUGAAAUGAUAAAUAUGAUGACAGAUUUUCACUGUGUAUACUAGCAAUAUGUACACACAUGCCGAUGUAUCUUAACAUACAAUUUGGUUACAUUUUGGAUGACUGUCGUUAAUCUCAAUUCAUGUAUUGGGAAACUACAGGGACUACGUCAUGUCUGCUUUUCAUAGAAGAAAGUUGGGUUCAUGGUUCUGAGUGCCCUACUUUAAAUGUUUUUCCUCUUGGGUUUUCUGUAUUCCCUUUUUUCCUGAAAUGCAUUGAUUAGGUUGUGAGGUAUGUUUAAGGACUGGAAGCCAGGGGAAUGCUUUCGGCAUUUAUUACAACCAAAAGUUAACCUCAUCACAGUUAACGAGCAUCUUUGAUUGGUCUUUUGUGGAAUCUGAACUAAAUCUACGAGCCUUAUUCAAUAUCUAUAAUUCUAUGAUUUUUUUAAAUUAUGGGAAAUUAAUGAAAGAUGUUUACAUGAAUAAUGUUUGCCCUUACUGUGUUAUGAAUGAGUUUUUUGUAGUGUGUCUGGGUGCAUGUGCAAGAGAGUAGGAAAAAUGUUUCUGAAACAAAACUUGACAAAUAUUUGUAAUGAAAAGUAAAUUUAAAGAUUGCUAUAAUUGCGCUAUAGAAACAAUGCAAGUAUUAAACAAAAUAUACAAUCA